GUCCCCGAAAUCAGUCGGCACAUUUCCAAUGACUAUGGCAGGAGGAAGGGCAUUCGAGGGGAUGUUUACCUUUACCUUGAUUCUUCUCGUGGCCCUUGCGGGGCUCAAUGACGCAAGGGUGUCACCGAAAACCCCCAUCGGCCGCAAAUCCAUAUCGAAAAGUAACACGGAAUAUAACGAAGACGCACAUUUGACAGCUCGAGAGCUGAUCACUAAAUAUGGGUAUCGAGGGGAGACUCACCAUGUGGAGACAGGGGAUGGACACAUCUUGGAGCUUCACAGGGUAACUGGACCAAAAUCAAAUUCGCGACCGUUCGGUAAACCGGUGGCCUUCCUCAUGCAUGGCCUGCUGUCCAGUUCGGUUGAUUGGCUCAUCUCUGGGCCGGAAAAGGCAUUCGCUUAUAUACUGGCGGAUCAGGGCUACGAUGUUUGGUUGGGAAAUGCCCGGGGAAACAGCUACUCCAGGAAGCACAAAAAAUACUCAGUCCUGGACAAGAAGUUCUGGAUGUUCAGUUGGCACGAAAUCGGAGUUGAGGAUCUUCCGUCGAUGAUCGACUACGUCCGAGGGCACACCAAGAAAGACAAGAUAUUUUACGUAGGGCACAGCCAAGGGACGACUUCAUUCUUCGUCAUGUGCUCUGAGAAGCCGGAGUAUAACGACAAGAUUCACGCCAUGUUCGCUAUGGCGCCGGUCACCUACAUGAAGCACAUGAGCAGUCCUUUCUUCAAAGUCAUGAGCCAGUUCGAUAACCUGUUGGGUAGCGCCAUGGAAGCCCUCGGCUCCUACGAGUUCCAACCGACGGACGAGUUCCUCAAUCGCGUGAAAGCUAUCACUUGUGAUGCUGAGGCCUCGACGCAGCCGCUCUGCGAAAAUAUAAUGUUCCUCGUCGGGGGAUAUGGAACGGACCAGAUGAAUAAGACAUUGUUGCCAGCCAUUUUGGGUCACGUCCCUGCCGGCUCGUCUGUCCGGCAAAUGAUUCACUACGCACAACUCAUGAAAUCAGAUGGAUUUACGCGAUUCAAUCACGGAUGGUGGGAGAAUUUGAAGAGGUACCGGCAAUUCUCGCCGCCGAAGUACGAUCUUUCGAAAGUUACUGCACCAGUUAUUCUGCACUACUCCGUCAACGAUAUUUUCUCACACGUCAAGGAUGUCAAUCGACUCGAGGAGCAGUUGCCCAAUAUCCACUCAAAGCUGAGGGUACCCAACCCCAAAUUCGCGCACUUGGACUACAUGUGGGGGGUGGACGCCUAUCGACUUCUCUACAAUCAAACUGUACUCCUCAUGAACAGUCUCCAUUGAAGACGGAAAAACGAAAGCUCCCAGAACAGUUAUCAUCCCAUUCCCUUUGUAGUAUUGUCAUGUUUUCAUAGCUGGUGUUGUACAGUAUCCAUUAUGAAUUAUAUUGAAUAUACUGCAUGUAGAAUAAAUGAUUUUUAUACUUUUGA
This is a messenger RNA of Diachasmimorpha longicaudata, 1446 nucleotides long. RefSeq names its product lipase 3-like. Bases 29 to 1300 code for a protein of 423 amino acids. NCBI's taxonomy places the organism in Eukaryota, Metazoa, Arthropoda, Insecta, Hymenoptera, Braconidae. Gene Ontology annotation, biological process: lipid metabolic process. The record is from RefSeq and is a predicted model, not a curated record. Gene Ontology annotation, molecular function: hydrolase activity, acting on ester bonds. The transcript is spliced from 7 exons.